UUUAUAAAGUUAGACGUUAUCGCGGUCUUCUAUAAGAUCCGCGUCGCACUAGGCGAUGAGUGGAAGACGGCCUUCCGAAUAAGAGAGCACCUAGAUGACUUCUACUCAGCCUAUCUAGACGACGUGCUAAUCUAUACUGACGGCGAUCUGCGCUAGCAUUGAGAGUAUGUUUGAAGGGUACUUAGUGGAUAUUAAGAAGUGCGAGUUUAAAGUUAAGAUAACUAAGUACCUUGGGUUUAUUAUUGAAGCGGGUAAGAGGAUAAGUAUAGAUCUAGCUAAGGUAGCUGUAAUCCGCGAGUGGGAGGCGCUAAGGAUAGUAAAGGGAGUAAGAUCGUUCCUAGGAUUCGCGAACUUCUACUGAAGGUUUAUUAAGAACUUUGGAGCUGAAGAGCAGUCGGCCUUUAAGAAGCUAAAGGAGAUCUUUGUCACAGAGCCAACGCUGGCGGCGUUUAACCUGGAUUAGGAGAUAGUACUCGAGUGCGAUUUGAGUGGCUACGCGGUAGGCGGAGUGCUAUUGUAGUACGGCGACGAUGGAGUCUUACGACUAUGCGCAUUCUUCUUGCGGAAGAAUAACGCGCACGAGUGUAACUAUGAGAUCUACGACAAGGAGUUACUCGCAGUAGUACGAUGCCUUGAAGAAUAGGACUCCGAACUACGUUUAGUUGAGAAGUUUAAGGUGAUUAUAGAUUAUAAGAACCUAGAGUACUUUAUAAAACCCCGUAUGCUAAACGAGUGUUAGAUAAGAUAGUCGCUCCUACUUAGUAGGUAUAACCUAGA
Molecule: messenger RNA, 777 nt
Organism: Bipolaris sorokiniana ND90Pr
Lineage: Eukaryota; Fungi; Ascomycota; Dothideomycetes; Pleosporales; Pleosporaceae
Exons: 4
Coding region: 167-361 (64 amino acids)
Source: RefSeq, a predicted model, not a curated record